Molecule: messenger RNA, 399 nt
Organism: Closterium sp. NIES-65
Lineage: Eukaryota; Viridiplantae; Streptophyta; Zygnematophyceae; Desmidiales; Closteriaceae
Source: the annotation of a GenBank genome assembly
AUGAAGACUCGCGACGUCUUGUUGCUCCAGCGACUCAUCGUCGGAGCGCUUCUCUCUCUUCUCUUGUGCGCCGCGGCCGCGCAGCCAACGAAAGCUACGCUGAUAAAGGAGCUUCAGGACAUUCGCCUCGCCAUGAUGCAGUUUAAAUACCUGGGGAGAUACGCGCUCGUCGCCAACGCCAUCAAAGAAAUCCUUCCGAAACUAGACAGCUUUCCGGAGGACGCGGACCUCUCCGUACUCGGCCAGAAGACCGUUCUCAUCCCGCAAAACGCGGCGCUCGGAUCGGCCGGGAUCGCACACCAGAAGCAUCCCGACCUUGCUCGAGGGCCGCCGGCUGAAAAGGUAUUUCGUGCCGUGGUUGAUGCGGAAGGGGUCGGCAUGCGCUCUAGGGCAGAGUAA